AUGUCAAUAUACGAUAGUAUUUUUUCGUUAACAUCUUUUUUUCAAUCAGAUGCAUGGAUAUUUUCUGUCUACAUCAUCGUAACAUAUGAAAUUGUCUUUUGGCUAUGUAAUAGUUUUUUAAUUUACAUUGAACUAUUUGACAUUUCAUCUAUUGAUCAAUAUCGUAUACAAAAGCAUAAGAAAAAAUUACGUUUUCAACCUGAUAUUAUUCGUUUUAUGAUUCAACAAACAAUUCAUAAUCAAAUAUCAUUCGUUCUUCUUACACCUAUUCUUUAUUAUAUUUUCAAUUAUUUUGGUCAUGUCGAUAUACAAGGAGUGCGACCAUUGUGGUCGACAAUUCUCUUUCAAAUUGGUCUCUUUAUUCUUUCGGAGGAUACGAUUUUCUUUUGGACACAUUAUCUAUUGCAUACACCGUGGCUAUAUAAACAUAUACAUAAAAAGCAUCAUGUUUAUACACAACCAACAGGUGUAACAGCUGUCUUAAGUGAUCCAAUUGAAGGUAUAGUAAGUCAAUUCGCUGUUUGGUUUAUGCCUGUCCUAUUGAAAGAAACACAUAUAUUUACAUUAUGUCUUUGGGUUACUAUUCGAGUUUAUCAAACAGUUAUGGCACAUUCAGGAUAUGAUUUACCAUACAUUAGUACACAGUAUUGGUUACCUGAACUUAUGCCAGGUGCUUUAGCACAUGAUUUUCAUCAUCAACAUGGUAAAUGGAGUUAUGGUUCAUUUUUUUCUAUUUGGGAUCAACUGAUGGGUACUCAUCGACUUUCCACAAGUAAAACAGCAACUAAAUAA
Rotaria socialis is the source of this 792-nucleotide messenger RNA. The record is from the annotation of a GenBank genome assembly. NCBI's taxonomy places the organism in Eukaryota, Metazoa, Rotifera, Eurotatoria, Philodinida, Philodinidae.